This is a messenger RNA of Ananas comosus (pineapple), 1392 nucleotides long. Its product is annotated as mucin-2-like. The record is from RefSeq and is a predicted model, not a curated record. Bases 1 to 1392 code for a protein of 463 amino acids. The transcript has 3 exons. NCBI's taxonomy places the organism in Eukaryota, Viridiplantae, Streptophyta, Magnoliopsida, Poales, Bromeliaceae. Gene Ontology annotation, molecular function: RNA binding.
AUGGAGGAGGCCUCUUCCUCUUCCUCUUCCUCGUGUGCAUCUCCUCGGGCGGUGCCUUGGAUGCAGAUCGCCGUCCGGGGGGUUCCGCUUUCCGCGAGCGAUGACGACCUCAAGAACCACUUCCGGCGGUAUGGCCAGGUACUGGCGGUGUUGGAGGAUGAGCAAGAGAUGCCGCAGGAUUCAGACGGCAAGCAAGCAUGCAUUUUCUUCGCCGAUUCAGCCUCCGCGAACCAAGCCUCAGCUAGCCGGGAGAAGAACAACCACAUCAUCCUCGGAAAACUGGUUGAGGUAAGUAGGUUUAGCAUUUGGCUUCAACACAGGAGGAUCAAGGUAUAUAAUUUGCCGCCCGGUACGACGAGCAGCCAAUUUAGAGCUUAUUUUGAGGAAUUUGGCACGGUGACGGAAGCAGUCGUUGGGCCCGACGGUUCGGGCUAUGUUGUCUUCAAAUGGGACGAAUCGCUGCGGAAAGUGUUGAAGAAGAAGUUACAUCUUUUCUACGGCACGGAGCUGAAGGCUAGGAGAGAAUCUUGGGGGUCUGAAGCUUUUCUGGUCGCAAAUGCAGCUCAGCAUGAGUCGACCAGCAGCGCUACUCCGUGUGCCCAUGGUGUUGCAUAUACACCAACAAGGCCAGCGUAUACUGAUUCGACGUGUAUUGCUACUACUCCGUAUGAUGCUCUUUAUACGCCUUCCUACAAUCGGCCAACAACUGUUGUUCCGCAUGCAUACAGUGCUCCUACCCCUCCAUUCGGUACUCCUUAUGAGUCUUCCUCCGACAAUCGGCCAAUAAGUGUUACUACAUAUGCGUAUGGUGCACCUUCUAUUAGUCCAUACGGUGUUCCUGCUACAUCUUUCUACAAUUCGUCGACAACUGCGACUCCACAUGUAUCCAGUGCUCCUACUCCUUCAUUCGGUACUCCUUAUACGCCUUCCGACAAUCGGCCAAUAAGUAUUACUUCAUAUGCGCAUGGUGCUCCUUCUAUUAGUCCAUACGGUGUUCCUUCUACAUCUUUCUAUAAUUCGUCGACAACUGCGACUCCGCAUGGAUCCAGUACUCCUACUCCUCCAUUCGGUACUCCUUAUACGCCUUCCGACAAUCGGCCAAUAAGUGUUACUACAUAUGCGCAUGGUGCUCCUUCUAUUAGUCCAUACGGUGUUCCUUCUACAUCUUUCUAUAAUUCGUCGACAACUGCGACUCCACAUGGAUCCAGUGCUCCUACUCUUUCAUUCGGUACUCCUUAUACGUCUUCCGACAAUCGGCCAAUAAGUGUUACUACAUAUGCAUAUGGUGCUCCUUCUAUUAGUCUGUACAGUGUUCCUGCUACAUCUCUCUAUAAUUGGUCGACAACUACAACUCCACAUGUAUCCAGUAUAGCACCUGUUAAGUUGAUGUAG